GUCAUCGUGUCAAAUCCCGAUUUGAAUGAGGAGCUACGCAAAGUACCUGUGGAAAUUCUGUCCUCACCUGCCGCUUUGCAUCAGUUCCUCCAAUGCCUGUACACUCUGGGCAUUGAAUUGAGUGGAAUGAUGUAUUACAUUGACAUUGUCCGAGACCAGCUCCUGCGCCAUGUGAACCCCUCACCUUCCAUGCUUUACGACGAGAUGCUUGCUGCGUUUCAAGAUCUUAUUCCUCAGUGUGAUGAUUGGGCACCGAUCCCCGCUUUCGAUACGUCGCUCAAGCUCCUCUUCCGCGUCAACAAUCGCGCUUUCGUCAGCGCGCCUCUUUGCCGUGAUGCAGAAUACAGCGACUUAAUUAUCGAAUCCACGACAAACGUCUUUAAGGGUGCCAUUCUGUACAAUGCGCUGCCCGCCCCCAUCCGUCCGUUCAUUUCUCGAUGGAUCGACCUUGUGGGUCCUUGCAUCGCUCGGGGUGUAUGCUUCAUCCAGCCAUACUACAACCAGCGCAUGGCAGAAAUGGAAGCCGCAGGAAAGCUUGAGGACUGGGCCGGCAAGGAAGAUGACUUACUCUCAUACCUAAUAGCCGAAACGAAGGGUGGGCAACGCAACGUGCAGGAACUGGCACGCAUCCUGCUCGUCGUAAACCUUGCGGCGGUGCACACCAGCGCGCAGAGCUUCACGCACAUACUGUCCCGCGUCGCGAGCAACUCCGAGUGGGCGCGCGCGCUCCGCGAGGAGACCGAGCAGAUCGUUGAGCAGUUUGGGUACAACAAGGAGGCGCUUCACCGCAUGCGCAAGCUCGACAGCUUCAUUCAGGAGUCGCUGCGGUAUGACGGCCUGGGUGCCUUGGCCUCAACGAAGCUAGUGCUGAAAGACUUUGCCAUGUCCGACGGAACCGUCCUACCCAGGGGCACCCUCGUCGCUGCGCCUGCGCGCGAGAUUCACGAGGAAAGCGAAAACUACCCGGACGCCGACACUUUCCAGCCAUGGCGCUUCUACCACGAGGGCGACGAAUUCGAUGAUGCGUUGUACCGACGGUCGAUGACCACUACUUCCCCGAUCUAUCUUCCAUUUGGACACGGCAAGACUGCAUGCCCCGGACGCUUCUUUGUCGCCCUCGCGCUCAAGAUGAUCAUGACAAACCUGGUGCUGAACUACGAUGUCAAGCUGGAGCAUGACAGUACUGAGGUUCCGCUCGCGUCGUGGUACAUUACCGCCCACGUGCCGAACGUGAGAGCCAAAGUGCUCGUCAGACGCAGGCCAGAGGUUUAA
Phanerochaete carnosa HHB-10118-sp is the source of this 1272-nucleotide messenger RNA. RefSeq lists its product as uncharacterized. The transcript is spliced from 7 exons. NCBI's taxonomy places the organism in Eukaryota, Fungi, Basidiomycota, Agaricomycetes, Polyporales, Phanerochaetaceae. The annotation marks the transcript as partial. The record is from RefSeq and is a predicted model, not a curated record. Gene Ontology annotation, molecular function: monooxygenase activity; iron ion binding; heme binding.